GCGGGUUCAGCUCGAUCGCGCAGAUGGAGAACGACGCUCGGCUCGUCUUCUUCGUGCGCGGCGACAAUGGCUUCCCAUCGCUAGGCGCGCACUCCCCCCUCGGCGCAGACCGGGAGACACGCGGACACCCCCCCGCCUUCCCCUUCCCGGCACGAGGCACGCUCGAGCUGCGCAGCUUGCGCGUCGAGGCGAACGCGCUGGCGUGGUGGGACGUGUUUGACGGCGCCAUCGACCUCGCCUUCAAGAAGGACGACCCGCCGCGCAUCGCCUGGGACAUCGAGGUUGCCCUCGGCCACGCGCGGCUGCCGCUCCCCGACUGCAUCGAGGACACCUUCCUCGCGUGGCUCACCGGCACAGUGAUGCGCUCCUUCAACCGCGCCUAUCCGCUGCACAUCGCCAUCGACCCCGCGGGCGCAUCCUCCUCCGAACGCGAGGAGCAGGACGGCGAGGCGGCCGGCGGCGAGGCUUGCUCCGCGCCCGCCCCGGCGGCGGUCGAGCUGCCGCCCAUCAGCGAGGCGGAGCAGCGGGCGUACGACGGCCUCUUCAGCUCCGCCGCCAAGGGCUGCGCGACCGUGGGCCGCGCCGCGGCGGCGCCCGUCUUUGCGUCUGCGUCGGUGGGCGAGGGGGACGUGGACCACAUCUGGGGGCUGUGCGUGUCGGCGCGCGGCUCCGACACGGCGGCCAGCCGGUCCGAGGACGAGCUGAGCUCAGCUGAGUUCGCGGCGGCGCUACACCUCGCCGCCGCCAAAGUGGGCGACCUCCUGCCCGGCGGGCUGCCUCUUAGCAUGCCCGGCAGCCUCGCGCUGUACAUCUCCGAGGCGGAGGAGGCGGCCGAGGCGGCCGAGGCGCUGCGCAAAGACGCCGCUCGGCGGAUGGCGCGCGCCGCGUCGUCGUCGCCGGUAGACUAG
Molecule: messenger RNA, 908 nt
Organism: Emiliania huxleyi CCMP1516
Lineage: Eukaryota; Haptophyta; Isochrysidales; Noelaerhabdaceae
Exons: 2
Molecular function (GO): protein binding
Source: RefSeq, a predicted model, not a curated record